Molecule: messenger RNA, 1173 nt
Organism: Tricharina praecox
Lineage: Eukaryota; Fungi; Ascomycota; Pezizomycetes; Pezizales; Pyronemataceae
Product: cytochrome P450
Exons: 6
Coding region: 1-1173 (390 amino acids)
Molecular function (GO): oxidoreductase activity, acting on paired donors, with incorporation or reduction of molecular oxygen; heme binding; monooxygenase activity
Source: RefSeq, a predicted model, not a curated record
AUGACCAAGCAGGACUUCAUGAUCAGCGAUGAUAAGCCUGCGAACAAAAAACUGCGAGAGGAGAUGCUUGUGAAUCUCUACGGCCCAAAACACGGACUAGAUCAGAUCGCUACUUUCUACGAGGCCACGAUUUUGAAGAUGAUUAAGCAGAAGUCAUAUCAGCUGGGUGGUUGCUACGAGGUCGAUGCAAUUCGGGAUAUUGGGAACCUAGUACACGCCCGCUUCGCAUCGGAGCUGUUGGAUCUACCUCCGAAGACCCAGGAGAGCCCGCACGGUAGCUUUACCGAGCAGGAGUUCUACCAGAUUGGUGCAGUGCUCUUUACCUGGGCGUUCCUGGAUGCGGAGCCAGUGGCUUCGUUCCGGCUGCGCAAGGCCGCGCGGAAAGCCACCGCGGCCUUGACCGGAGUACUCGAGCCCCUGUGCAAGGCCAUCAAGCACGGCGAGCCGGUUAUAGCCCUCAAAGAUGCCAUCUACGAAAAUCACAGUCCCCUGAGCAACUACGGAAAACACAUCAUCCAGCGGAUGGUGGAGGGCGCAACUGUUGCGCAUACCGUAGGACAAAUUAUUCCGAUGAUAGCAGCUUCGGUGGCCAAUCAAGCGCAAGGGUUUGCACAAGUGCUCGACCUAUUUCUCUCGGACGAAUACAAACAUCAUUGGCGCACGAUCCAGGAUCUGGCGAGGGACAAGAUCGACCCUGAAGGAUCGCUCCAGCAACUUCGCAAGUACGCAUGGGAAGGCUCCCGUCUCGCAACCGCCGCGUUUGGGAUCAUCCGCGAAGUCGCCGUGGACUCAGCCGUGAUCCAAGACGGACCGCAGCGGACGGUCAACCUCAAGAAAGGAGAAAGCGUUUUUCUGAACUUUAUCUCUUCCGGCCUCGAUCCUACGGCAUUCCCGAACCCUCGCGAAAUCGACCUUACGCGCCCCGAGGAGCUCUACAUACAGUACGGAUACGGACCGCACUCCUGCAUCGGCACGCCCAUCGCCAUCACAGCAUUGACCGCCAUGCUGCGGGUCUAUGGACGACUGGAGAAUAUCCGACGUGCGCCCAGACUAGCGGGCCAGAUGAAGAGUGUCACAAAACACGGGUUCAGAACGUACAUGACCGAAGGUUGGAGUGAAUGGUCACCUUUCCCUACUACGAUGAAAAUCCAGUUCGACGGCGUUGUGGAGUAG